This is a messenger RNA of Myxocyprinus asiaticus (Chinese sucker), 2793 nucleotides long. Its product is annotated as frizzled-7-A-like. Gene Ontology annotation, cellular component: plasma membrane. The record is from RefSeq and is a predicted model, not a curated record. The coding region runs from base 307 to 1977 and encodes 556 amino acids. Lineage: Eukaryota; Metazoa; Chordata; Actinopteri; Cypriniformes; Catostomidae. The transcript is spliced from 2 exons. Gene Ontology annotation, molecular function: Wnt-protein binding; Wnt receptor activity. Gene Ontology annotation, biological process: canonical Wnt signaling pathway; non-canonical Wnt signaling pathway.
GAAACCGUUUCAUCAUUACUGGGGCAAUGUGGAGUAUCAAUUUUACACAUAGAGCUGAAGAAGAUUCAACAGGAGUGUCGAAGUUUUCAUAAGAGGAGGGCAGAACACAAAACGCGGCAGAUGUUUGGGAAGUUUGAUAAUGAAGUGUGCGGAGCAGUCUCGGAAAAGGGGCUCGUGAAUACCUGAAGUGGAGGAUAGUUUGUAUUUCUCCUUGUACGAGCGAUUCGGACGCGUGAACGGAUUCAAGGAAUAUCAGUCUAGCACGAGUCGAAUUUUCACGAGACGAGCAAAGUCCAGCACUCAGUGAUGGCGGUGAGGGGAGUCACUCCGUGUGUUCGGGAGGCGUGCUGCAGGUUCAUUGCUCUAGUUCUUCUGUUUAAACUGUGUUCUGCCCAGCAUCAAGAAAAGGGCAUCUCCAUCCCGGAACAUGGGUUCUGCCAACCCAUAUCCAUUCCUCUGUGCACGGACAUCCAGUAUAACCAAACUAUCAUGCCAAAUCUCCUGGGACACACCAACCAGGAGGACGCAGGACUGGAGGUGCACCAGUUUUACCCGCUGGUCAAAGUUCAAUGCUCUCAAGAUCUGAAGUUCUUCCUCUGUUCCAUGUAUGCGCCAGUGUGUACGGUUCUAGAACAGGCUAUUCCACCCUGCCGCUCAUUGUGCGAGCGUGCCAGACAAGGGUGCGAGGCUCUCAUGAAUAAGUUCGGUUUCCAGUGGCCCGAACGACUCCGCUGUGAGAACUUCCCUGUGCACGGAGCUGGAGAGAUCUGCGUUGGACAGAACAAAUCCGACUCCGGCAGCCCGCCGACAGACCCCACGCCAUACAUACCGGGCCCGUUGACACCACAUGUGAACACGGAACGCCUGAGUCAGGCUUUCACUUGCCCUUUACAACUGAAUGUCCCUUCCUACCUCAAUUACCAGUUUUUGGGGGCAAAAAACUGUGGCGCCCCCUGUGAGCACAAGCAGCCACACGGGCUGAUGUACUUCAAGGAGGAAGAGGUCCGAUUCGGGCGGCUCUGGGUGGGAAUCUGGUCCAUCCUGUGCUGCGUGAGUACCCUAUUCACGGUUCUCACGUACCUUGUGGAUAUGCGCCGGUUCCGCUAUCCGGAACGCCCCAUCAUCUUCCUCUCUGGGUGUUACUUCAUGGUGGCGUUGGCUUACGCAACCGGGUUUCUGCUGGAGAAUAAGGUGGUCUGCAUUGAUAAGUUCAGGGAUGAUGCUUACAAGACCGUGGCUCAGGGGACUAAAAAGGAGGGCUGCACCAUUCUCUUCAUGAUCUUGUAUUUCUUUGGCAUGGCCAGCUCCAUAUGGUGGGUGAUCUUGUCGCUCACCUGGUUCCUAUCCGCCGGAAUGAAAUGGGGCCAUGAAGCUAUCGAAGCCAACUCCCAGUACUUUCACCUGGCUGCUUGGGCCGUCCCCGCCGUGAAGACCAUCACCAUCCUCGCCCUGGGACAAGUGGAUGGCGACCUUCUGACCGGCGUAUGCUAUGUUGGCAUCUACAACGUUGACGCGCUUCGUGGAUUUGUCCUCGCCCCUCUCUUCGUUUAUCUCUUUAUCGGAACAUCUUUCCUGCUGGCUGGAUUCGUCUCCUUGUUCCGCAUCCGUACCAUCAUGAAGCACGAUGGCACCAAGACCGAAAAACUGGAAAAGCUGAUGGUGCGAAUUGGCGUUUUCAGCGUCCUGUACACCGUUCCGGCCACCAUAGUCAUUGCAUGUUACUUCUAUGAGCAGGCAUUUCGCGAGCAGUGGGAAAAAACCUGGCACAUGCAGACGUGCAAGCGCUUUGCCGUGCCGUGCCCAGUCAACAACUUUGCACCCAUGACGCCUGAUUUCACUGUGUUUAUGAUCAAGUACCUCAUGACUAUGAUUGUAGGAAUCACAUCAGGAUUCUGGAUCUGGUCUGGAAAGACUCUACAGUCAUGGCGCAAGUUUUACAAACGCCUGGGCAACAACCAAGGGGAGACGACAGUGUAAACUGAACUUUCUGUGCACCGCAUGUGAGAAAAAUACAGGUCAAUAUCAAAAAGAAACUGCAAAUAUGUCAUGUUCUACAUUGAACCAUGCUGAUGGUGAAAGACACUGCAUUGUGAGCCCAGCAUGAUACUUUUCUCAUUUAAAGUGCCCAGACAUUGCCAUCACUUUUGAAAGAAUGAACAUUUUAUUUGAAAAAUUUUCAAAUAAAAAGCACAACUCCAAAGAACAUGCAUUUCUCGAAUGGAUUACAUUUUAGAAAGUACGCUACUAAUGAUUUAAUGUAAAUGAUGGCGCAUAACUGAUGGAUGUGGGGACUUGAAUGCUGACUUUUGUUAUCAGGAGUUGACGCCACGAUUUCUUCAGCCCAUGGCGGCCAAAAAUGUCUGCAAUUUUGUCUUGUAGUAUUAAACAAUUCCUAUUGUUGAAUGUCUCUUGUUUUUUUCUACCACAUUUUUGGUCGUUUUCCUCAUUGAUUACAUAUUUUAGUAUCUGUGUGCACAUGGCCAUUUGUUUAGAUUUAGACUUAGUUAAAUGGAAUAUUCUUUGGUCAUGAGUUGCUUAUUCAUCAAUGUUGCCAUAUCAAGUCAGGUCUCAUGAAGUAAUUUAAUAUUCAGGCAUUUUAAAGGUGUGAAAGUGAUGGACAGAUUUAAACAUGUUAAGCAGAGAAGUAUGUACAGGAGGAAAUGUUACCAGAUUUAAUUUCUUUGUAAAUAUCACCUUACUCUUAAAAAGAUGUAUGUUGUAUUUAAACAGAUGAAUUUUGUUUAAGGCCUUUUUCCAACAGUUUCAUUUAAUAAAGUGAUUAGAUUUUUAAAA